CUGGAGAAUUUCCUCUGUCUCUUCCACUACGUGCAACACCACCCCUACCAAAACGCCAAUGAUGCACUGAAGUUCUGCUCAGACAUGAGUGGGGCCAGUAACACGCUGGCAAGAGAGUUCCUCACUGAUGUUCAUCAACUAUGCAGUGCGGUGGCCCAGAGACCCGAGGCCCGGGAGGAAGACGAGGAGGAAAGUCACAUGGUGGCGCUGGGCGAAUACCUGGUCAGGGGGCGGGGCUUCUUGUUGCUCAGCACCCUAGAUGCAAUCAUCGACCAGGAGCUGACUUGUCGAGAGGAGCUGCUCAGGUUGCUGCUGUCGCUGCUCCCGCUGGUCUGGAAGAUCCCAGUUCAGGAGGAGAAAGCUCCAGAUUUCAUCCUGCCGUCCCUGCUGGAGGCUUUCCUGAACCGGGACGUGAAGUCCUUCCCUCUCAGAACCGGACAGAAGGCUUCGACAGACGAGCCGAGCUCUGGGAGAAGGACUCGCGUCGGCAGCGGCACGUGGAAGUCACGGCGGUCGCGCAGAACAGCGCAGAGAUACUCGGUGAAAGAUGCUCGAAGGUCCCAGGUCUCCACCUCAGAUUCAGAGGCCAACUCCGAGGACAGAACUGUCCCGGGCUCAGGCGGCGCCAGGAGCCGGCGAUCGCACGGCUCCACCCUCCAGGUAAGCUGUCAGCAUCAUCGCUCGGAGGCGUCGCAGCUAACCUCCACCGCCACCAACACCGCAGAAACCAUGAGCGCGCCGUACCCCAGAGCCCCAGGGUCCCAGAUGGUGGACAGCGAAACCCUGACAGACCCGGCUGCUGUAUCGAUCUUUAACCGCAUGGAGAACUCGCCCUUUGAUCUCUGCCACGUGUUGCUCUCCCUGCUGGAGAAGGUGUGUAAAUUCGACAUGAGCACUAGUCACAACCCCGGCCUGGCGGUCAGCGUCGUACCGACGCUCACAGAGAUCCUGACCGAGUUUGGCGAUUGCUGCGGUCCAGGUGGGGGCGGAGGUGGAAUGGGAGCGGAGGAGCUCGCCGGAGGUUGGACGGAGGAGCCGAUCGCGCUGAUUCAGAGGAUGCUGCUACGCACCAUUCUGCACCUGAUGUCUGUGGACGUGAGUCAGAGUGACAGACUUCCAGACAGCCUGAGGCGCAGCCUGACGGACCUGCUGCGGGCCACCCUCAAGAUCCGCAGCUGCUUGGAGAGACAGAACAAUCCUUUUGCUCCGAGGCCCAAGAAGACUUUGCAGGAGGUCCAGGACGACUUCUCAUUCUCCCGUUAUCGCCACCGAGCGCUCCUGCUCCCAGAGCUUUUAGAGGGGGUGCUACAAGUGCUCCUUAGUUGCCUCCAGGCUUCGACACCCAACCCCUUCUUCUUCAGCCAGGCUCUGGAGCUCAUCCACGAGUUUAUCCAGCACCGGGGGCUUGAACUCUUUGAGACCACGGUGCUGCGGCUGGAGGGACUCAGCCGCGCCCGAGACUCGGAAGUGGGAAGAGAGGCUUCGGAGCGGUUACGUGGCCUCGUCGCGGGGGUCUUCAAAAUAAUCAGCGCUGUCAAGAAGGCGAAGUCAGAACAGCUGCAUCAGUCUGUGUGCGCCCGCCGCCGCCACCGUCGAUGUGAGUACUCCCACUUCCUGCAUCACCACAGAGACCUGUCCGGUUUGCCCGUCUCUGCGUUCAAACAGACUGCGAGACGCAACCCGUUCGAAGAGGAAGAAGGCUCCGAGGGGGACGGCGUGCGUUACCCCGAGCGCUGCUGCUGCCUGGCGGCCUGCGCCCACCAGUGCCUGCGGCUCCUGCAGCGCCUGUCGCCCAGCGGGCCGGCGGUGCUGCAGGUGUUGGCAGGAAUCCAGGCCGUCGGAAUCUGCUGCUGUAUGGACCCUCGUUCAGUUGUAGGACCCAUGCUGCACGCCUUCCAGGCUCCAGGUCUGCGCAGCUACCAGUCUCACGUGCUCAGCGUGCUGGGAAGGCUGGUUUUAGACCAGCUCGGUGGGGGUCAGCCGUCUGAGAAAGCCAAGCUCGCUUCGUGUAACAUCUGCACUCUGGACAGCAGCCAGCUGCCAGGCCUGGAGGAGACUCUGCAGCAAGGAGAACCUUCGGCUGUUCCUACUACUUUACGUUACCGCUCCCAGGGUAUUCUGCCCAGCGGAGGGGGUGCAGAGGACAUGCUGUGGAAGUGGGAUGCUCUGGAGGCUUAUCAGGAUCUGGUGUUCGGUGAGGACCAGCAGCUGAGCCAGCAGAUAGCUGGCCACGUGUGUCACCUGACCCUGCGGGGCAAUGCCAUCGUGCAGUGGCAGCUGUACACGCACAUCUUCAACCCUGUGCUGCAGAGAGGGGUGGAGCUGGCCCACCACGCCCAGCAGCUGGGGGUUUCUACCGUCUGCACCCAGGUCUGCAGCUACCACGCACAGUGCCUGCCCGUGGAGGUCCUGCUCAUCUACCUGCAAACGUUACCAGCACUUCUUAAAUCGAGGGUGGUACGAGGCCUUUUCAUCAGCUGUAACGGGCUCAACCAGGUGACGGAGCUCGUGUACCUGGACCAGACCCGGUCUCUGGCCUUGAAGGUGUUUGAAACUCUGAUAAUAGGUAUCGGACCUCAGCAGGCUGAUGGAGUUCUCCAGGAACUGGAGGGUGCUGAUACCAAAGACAGGGAGGCCGCCCUAUGUCUGGCUGAUGAACUGGGGUCCCGAGGGGUCGGGGAGGGUCCGCAGAGCCUCAGCAAGUUCUACGAAGGCCUGAAGGAAGCAUAUCCGCAUUGUAAAAGCCAUAGUGGGCAGGGUCGUGGGCCAGGGAGCAGCAGAACGGAGAUCCACCUCCACGUUAUCAACCUCUUCCUAUGCGUGGCCUUCCUCUGCGUGAGCAAAGAGGCCGACUCUGACCGGGACUCCGCCAACGACUCUGAAGACACCUCAGGUUACGACAGCACAGCCAGUGAGCCUCUAGGUGGGCGGCUGCCCUACCUGUCCCCAGACAGCGUGGCCUUGCCCUCCAAAGAGCAGCUGCGGCGCGCUGCAGAUGUUUGGUCGGUGUGUCGGCUGAUCUACAUGGCCAGCCCUUUGUUCCAGAGACAGUUCUUCAAGCUCGGAGGACUGGACGUGUGCCUGCGCCUCAUGACCAUGGUCAUCCAGAAGCUCUCCUGUAAAACAAAGGACGGCAAAGCAAAGAAGAAGAGAGACGGUAGAGGGAAAGGCAGCCCCGAGUCCACGGUUCCAGCUACCUCGCUCGGACCUGAGGAGACCCCUCGUGAUUCAUCGGACGUUCACGUUGCAGGACUAGGUGAAGGAAAAACCAAAGAUGUUGCAAAGAAGCUGGAAGACGAGUGGCAGCUACAAAGUAUUCGUCUCCUCGAGGCCUUGCUAGCUAUCUGUCUGCACAGCGCUAACUCCGCCAUGCAGAGGACAGAACCUGAGCUUUCAUAUCAGCUUCAGUCUGUUGAGGACACCUUGUUGGAAGUAAGAGACCAGCUGUCUCGCUCAGGGGUGGUGAACUCCGACCUCGCCGUCCCCCUGUUUGACUCUCUCCUGCGAGUGGCCUUGGCUGAGGCGUCUUCGUGUGCGGAUGUUACCGAGGAGAAGCCAGACAGGAAGCUCCAGGUGUUUGCCGAGGGGGCGGCCCCAGCAGGCGAUCUUUCUGAGGAGGUGGAUGAGGCGCAGAGCUGCAGCGUCAGGCUCCUGGGGGAGGAGGAGGGCUACGACGCUGAUAGCGAAAGCAACCCGGAGGACAUGGCCAGGCAGGAAGAGGGGGGGAAGGUGGAGCCGGCCGGGCUGUGCGAGUUCGCUGCGGCGGACGGGCCGGGGCGUGGCGUGCUGCUGUUCCCCGAGAUCUGCUCGAUGGAGCUGCAGCUUCUUGCCUCCGGCUCCCCGGACCUGGAGGUUCUCGGCCACGUGUUUCACAGCCUGCUGGGUGCAGUGCGUGCCAACUGCCGCAAUGCUGCUUUGCUCUACGACCAGGCAGGCGUCAAAACAAUCUUAAGUGGCUUCCACAGCAUCCUCAGUCAAACAGACCCCUCCUUUACAGAUUGCCAGACGGUGCUGGUGGAGCUGCUCGUUGCCAUGGUGAGCCAGCGGAUCACGGCGGAGGAGCUGGCUCUGUUGAUCCGCCUCUUCCUGGAGAAGACCCCUCCCACCGAUAUUUUACUGAAGGGUAUUUUACAAAUCAUCGAAGCCAACAUGAACGUGGAGCCCCUUCACUUCCUGACGUUUCCGGUGGUCCUCGGGGCUUCCACCUCGGCGUCGUUGUCUCCCGGCUCCCGGCAGAGCUGCGCUGCUGGGGGGAAAGGCGUGGGUUUGCUCUGGAAGGGCAAGCUGUCUCCGGGUCGCAGGGAGGGGGACGCCGAGUGCCGACCGAGCCACCUUCGCUCCUCGCCGUGGCACGUCGCUCCGCUCCACCUGCCCCAGGUGGGGCAGAACUGCUGGCCUCAUAUGGCCAGCGGUUUCAGCGCCUCCAUGUGGCUGAGGGUGGCAGAGCUGGAGGAGAAGGACGGGGACAAAGGUAAGCUGCAGAUCACUCUGCAGGAAGACUUUCUGCUUCGUGUCCAUAAAUAUGAACCGGUUCGCCUUGUUUUCCUAGAAGAAAGCAGUCCUCCUGCACCCGAGUCCCUCCGUGUUUCAGCUCCGACCGGACCAAAGUCCGAGGAAAGCCUCGUCCAUAUUCUGUCCAUGGGCUCCAAGGCGCUGAUGCUUCAAGUGUGGGCGGACUUCUUCACAGGCUCCCUCACCUUCAGAAUGUGUAUAGAUCCAAAUGACGAAAUAAAAGCCGGGCUGUUGGCGCAGGCCGAGUCCGGGGACGGUUUGCUCAGACGUGGACAGUGGCAGCACCUCAGCAUCACUUACAGCCAGCAGCCGGAGGGCAAGAAGAACAUCCACGGCCGGGUGGUGGUCUGGCUGUGUGGCGUCUGGAAAUGUGAAGUGUCUUUGGACUUUACCCUACCAAGAAAGUCCAGUUUGUCCUCUGACAGCAACAAGACGUUCUGCAUGUUGGGUCACUGUGCUGCGCUCUCUGAGGAGGGGGGCCGGUGGAGCAUGGGCUCCGUGCUGCUCUUCAACGGGUCUAGAAUAAAAGCUGAAGAGGCCUUCUAUCUGUACUCCCGUGGACCGGACCUCACGUCAAUCAUGCCCUGCAAGUACGGCAAGCCAAGUGGGUCAUUCUCCAAGUUUGUGUCUCAGGAAGGUCUGAAGUGCGAACAUGUUCGAGAGAUUCUGAUGAAGAACAAGGAUAUAGACUCAACAGCGCUGGUUGAGAGCUUGGCGGUGGUUUACGCCCCCAGCAGUCCAAGAGUCUACACAAUCUACGAGCCAGUCAUCAGACUGAAAGGUCAGACCAAGACCGUCGUCACCCAACGGCCCUUCAGCUCCAAAGAGGUCCAGAGUGUCUCUCUGGACCCCGGCGCUCUCAGAGCUCUGCUUCCCAGCCAAACCCACGGCCUGCAGAGCGUCCUGCACAAGAUCGGAGGGACGGGAACCUUUGUCUUCCUCUUCGCACAGACGGUGGAGCUGAGUAACUGUGAGAAGACCCAGGCUCUGGCCCUCCAAGUGCUGCUCUCUCUGUGCAAGCACAACCAGCACCGCAUCCACGAAAUGGACUGUUACCAUGGUUACGCCAUGAUCCACCAGGUCCUCAUCAAGUCCAAAUGUACCGUAGGAUACCAUAUGCUGAAAACUUUACUUGACGGGUGCUGCAGUGGGCCCAUUCUCGUCCUGGGUGACGACGGUCAGUUUCGACUGGACGCCGAGUCGACCGCUGUGGUGCAGGACUUAAGGUUGCUCUCUGACAUCCUGCUGGACUGGAAGAUCUGGGCCAAAGCUGAGUGUGGCGUGUGGGAAACGCUCCUCGCUGCUUUAGAGAUCCUCAUCAGGAUGCAGCACCCCCACCAGGUGUACAAUAUCCGGCAGUUCCUGAAUGCUGAAUUAGUGCAUCGUUUCCUGCUCACCUGCCAGGUGCUACAAGAGCAUCGAGACGAGCAUCUAACAGCCAUCCCUCCAGAGGUGUGCCUGUCCUUCAUCAAGAUCAUCCAGGAGGUGCUGGGAUCUCCUCCGGACAUGGAUCUGCUAAAACUCAUCUGCAACUUCCUGCUGGCCGUCCACCCGCCUACCAACACCUACGUCUGCCACACUCCAUCCAGCUUCUACUUUUCACUCCACACAGAUGGGAAGCUGUACCAGGAGAAGGUGCAGUCCAUUAUGUACUUGAGACAGCACUCCAACAGCGGAGGAAGGUCUGCCAGCAGCUCCGUGGUGUCCCUCUCCCCGACUGUUUUUGCCGAUGCCCCUCAUGAAGGCCAUCAGCACGCUCCGUCCCCUGAACAUGGAGGAGACGAUCAGUCGUUACGCCCCCCUAGUCUGGCUCCGUCCCCGUACUCCUCUCCUCUGCUGACCCCUCGGCUCGGACACGGCAGCUCGAGCGAAGCGGCUGAAGGAGACGGGGUCUCCCUGACCUCUCAGAAAACGCUCAGCAGCACGGACACUCUGAGGAAGGCCGGAGGUGACGAGCAUCUCCUGAGCAGCUGCGAAUCAGCCAAGACGAUCUGUGACCCUAAGGACACAGCAGAGGGGGCUGCGCCGCGCACCCCGUCCAUCAGCGUGGAGGAGGACCGAGACGAGGCGGCUGAAGUGGACAGUCUGGCAGAGGGCAGCAUGGGGGGCACGGAGUCUGAAGACAGGUUUGAUUGGGCCAGCGAUGAGGCGCCUCGCCGCCCCGACAGCCUCAAGGGCAUCCAGUCCUUCCAGAGGAGCCACAGCAACCUGGCCAGCCUGGGGCUCGCCUUCCCGUUUCCUAACGGUUCGUUGGCGGGCGCCCGCUGGCCCGGCUCAGCCGACCGAGGCUCCGUGCCUGAAGACUGGGAGAGCUACACCUACUCUCCGGCCUACGAGAGGACGCACAGCAAGACAGAGUCCAACGACAGGUCCAGUACAGAGGACUGCUUGGUGCUGGUGUGCCGCGGACUCUACGAUCUUCUGAGGGGCGUCCUGUUGCUGUUGCCUGACCUCAUGCUGGAGGAGGUCAUGGACAAGCUCGUCCAGCCGGAGGCUCUGGUGGUCCUCGUCAAUCACUCUUCACCUCUCAUCCAGCAGGGAGUCAUGAAGCUGCUGGACGCGUAUUUCAGCAGAGCUCUGAAGGAGCAGAAGGAGAAGUUUCUGAAGAACCACGGCUUCUCGCUGCUGGCUAACCAGCUGUACAUCCACCAAGGCAGCCAGGGGCUCCUCGAGUGCUUCCUGGAGAUGCUGUUCGGAAGGCCCAUGAGCCUGGAUGAAGAUCUGGACCUGGAGGAAAUGGAAAACAUCUCGCCCUUCAGAAAGCGCUGCAUCAUCCCGGUGCUGGGUCUUAUCGAGAACUCCCUCUACGAGAACUCCUUGGUGCACAACAUCCUCUGCAUGCUGCUGCAGCUCGUCAACGCCGGCCCCAAGCUGGCUGACAUCCUGCUGGACCACGGGCUGCUCUACGUGCUCUUCAACACCCUCUCCACCCUGAACGGCAUGGAGAACUGCAUUCCCCUGAACGACUACAAGCUCCUGGUGUGUGACGUUCAGCAGAUGUUAGUGGCUGUGACUAUCCACUCCUGCAGCUCCUCAGGGUCCCAAUACUUCCGCAUCAUCGAAGACCUCAUUACUUUGCUGGGAUUCAUGCAAACCAGCAAGAUGCGGCGCACGCAGGAAAUGGCCGUGGCCCUGCAGUUCCGAGUCCUCCAAUCAGCCGUUGAGUUCAUAAAGACGACGGCUAACCAGGAGCCUCAGAAGCCGAGCAGUUCCGUCAACGCGCCGAGCUCCCCGCACCACGCCAUCUAUCAGAAGCGUAAGAGCAUCGCAGGUUCCGUUGCCGUGAAAGACUCCAUUAUCCCCCGCAUCCCCAGACAGCACUUCUGCUCCUACGGUCAGAUCCCCGCGGUCUCUCCCUUCAGCUUCCUGUCCCAGGUCUCCCCCCUCCCCUCCCCCAGCGGCGCUCCAUCCUACACGCUCCACUGUGACGCAGGCCGGCGCCGGUUCUCUCUGGCCCAGACCGACUCCCUCCUGAUGCGGAUGCGUUCUGUCGCCAGCGAUGAGCUUCACCAGAUGAUGCAGAGGAGGAUGAGCCAGGAGAACCCCAUCCGCGCCAGUGAAACGGAGUUCGUCCAGCGGCUGCAGAGGCUGGUGGUGCUCGCCGUCAACAGACUCAUUUACUACGACGUGAGCGAGGAUUUAUUCGACCUGCUGAACAUCCCGGACUCUCCGGACCACCAGCCCUUCACGCCCGAGCCCGGCGAUCAACCUCACGACGAGAGUUCUUCCUCCUCGGUCCCACACUCUCCGAUUCCCUUCACCCUGCCGCCCGCCAACAAGAAGAGCUUUCAGAAAGACAUCCUUAAACUCAUGAUGGACGGGAUCAAAGUCAGCCUGGGCAGCACAGGUCGUGGUGGAGCUCCGAACCAUCAGUGGAGGAGAAUCCUGUGGUCCUGUCGGGACACCUUCAGGGUCCAAAUAGGUCGUCUUCUGGUGCACACGCUCAGCCCCGCGCUGCCUCUGAGCGACAGGAAGGAGGCGCUCGAGUUUGUGUUCGAUCCUAAACACAUGGAUAUCCUGAAGGAGAGCCUCAGCCCCGGUCUGGAGCACGGGCCAAAGUUGUCUCUGUACCUGUACAAGAUGCUGCACGACCACAAGGACGAACUGACCAGAGAGGAGCAGAACGCCGUGGGCGCCUUCAUGACCUCCCUGAAGCUGUGUGGCCAUCGCUGCAUCCCCCCCAACGCUCCGCACAAACAGGACCUGCUCAAGGCCAUAAAGGAGGAGAAACUGAAAUAUGAAGCAGAGGAGAAAACCAGUAAAGUGGCUUGGGAAAAGAAACUGGCCAACACUCAGAAGAAUCUCAUCCAGAGGCUGGACGGGAAGUCCAAAGACAUUUCGAAGAUUGCGGCGGACAUCACUCAGAACGUGUCCCUGCGGCAGGGCAUGGAGAGGAAGAAGGUGAUCCAGCACAUCAGGGGCCUUUACAAAACCGAACUGAGCGCCAGCCGCCACUGGCAAGAGCUGGUGCAACAACUCACACACGACCGCGCCGUUUGGUACGACCAGACGUCCUACCCCAUGUCCUGGCAGCUGGACCCCACUGAAGGUCCGAACCGGGAGCGACGACGGCUGCAGCGGUGCUACCUCACCAUCCCGAAUAAAUACCUGCUCAAGGACCGACGCAAGCCCGAAGACUCGGUGAAGCCGCCGCUGUCCUUCCUGUUCGAGGACAAAACCCACUCCUCGUUCUCCUCCACUGUUAAAGACAAAGCCACCAGCGAGUCCAUCAGGUUCACCAGACGGUGCACCAGUGUCGCCCCCUCCAGAGAGACGGCCGGCGAGCUCCUUCUGGGGAAGUCCGGCAUGUACUUCGUGGAGGACAACGCCACAGACGCUCACGACAGCCAGAGCCUCCACGGGGAGACGGAGGCUCCUUCUUUCUCCUGGACUUACGAGGAGAUCAAGGAGGUGCACAAGCGAUGGUGGCAGCUCAGAGACAACGCCGUGGAGAUAUUCCUCACCAACGGCAGGACGCUGCUCUUAGCGUUCGACAACACCAAGUUCAGAGACGACGUCUACCACAACAUCCUGACCUCUGACCUCCCCAACCUGCUGGAGCACGGCAACAUCUCGGCGCUCACGCAGCUGUGGGGCUCGGGUCAGAUCACCAACUUCGAGUACCUGACGCACCUGAACAAGCACGCGGGCCGCUCCUUCAACGACCUGAUGCAGUACCCGGUGUUCCCCUUCAUCCUGCGCGACUACGCCAGCGAGACUCUGGACCUGCAGGACUCCAGCAUCUACAGGAACUUGAUUAAACCGAUUGCGGUCCAGUCAAAAGAAAAAGAGGACCGCUACGUCGACAACUACAGGUACCUGGAGGAGGAGUACAAAAAGGGCAUCCGUGAGGACGACCCCAUGCCUCCCGUCCAGCCUUAUCACUACGGCUCGCACUACUCCAACAGCGGCACCGUCCUGCACUUCCUGGUCCGGAUGCCUCCGUUCACCAAGAUGUUCCUCGCCUACCAGGACCAGAGCUUUGAUAUCCCGGACCGGACGUUUCACUCCAUGAACACCACGUGGCGUCUGUCCUCCUACGAGUCCAUGACGGACGUGAAGGAGCUCAUCCCCGAGUUCUUCUACCUCCCAGAGUUCCUGGUCAACAGAGAAGGUUUUGAUUUUGGCGUUCGUCAGAACGGCGAGAGAGUGAAUCAUGUGAAUUUACCCCCGUGGGCUCGCAACGACCCUCGUCUGUUCAUCCUGAUCCACCGACAAGCCCUGGAGUCGGACCAGGUCUCCCAGACUCUGUGUCAGUGGAUCGACCUGGUCUUCGGGCUCAAGCAGAAAGGCAAAGCUGCCGUCCAGGCCAUCAACGUCUUCCACCCGGCUACAUAUUUUGGCAUGGACGUAUCGGCUGUAGAAGACCCGGUCCAGCGACGGGCCCUGGAGACGAUGAUUAAAACCUACGGUCAGACACCCAGGCAGCUCUUCAACGCCUCCCACGCCAGCAGGGCGGCCCCCAAACUCAUGAUGGAGGGGGAGCUGCCGGCAGCCAUGGGGCUCCUGGUUCAGCUGGCCUUCAGAGAAAGAGAACAGGCGAAGGAGAUCGUCUGCCCGAGCCCACUGCCUUGGAUCAAAGGUCUGAAGUGGGGCGAGUACGUGGGCUCGCCCUCUGCUCCGGACCCCGUGGUGUGUUUCAGUCAGCCCCACGGGGAGCGGUUCGGAUCCCUGCUGGCUCUGCCGACUCGAGCCAUCUGCGGACUGUCCCGCAACUUCUGCCUCAUGAUGAUCUACAGCAAGGAGCAAGGUGUGCGCAGCAUGCACAGCACCGACAUCCAGUGGUCGGCCAUCUUGAGCUGGGGCUACGCGGACAACAUUUUACGGCUGAAGAGCAAGCAGAGCGAGCCGCCCAUCAACUUCAUCCAGUGCUCCCAGCUCCACCAGGUGACCAGCUGCGCCUGGGUGCCCGAUGGCUGCCAGCUAUUUACAGGCAGCAAGUGUGGAGUCAUCACCGCCUACAGCAACCGCUUCACCAGCGCCGCGCCGUCUGAGAUGGAGGUGGAGUCCCAGGUUCACCUGUACGGACACACAGGUGAGGUCACCGGCCUGUUCGUCUGCAAACCGUACAGCAUCCUCAUCAGUGUCAGCGACGACGGCACCUGCAUCCUCUGGGACCUGAACAGACUCUGUUAUGUUCAGAGCCUCACGGGCCACAAAAGUCCCGUGACGGCCGUCUCUGCCAGCGAGACCACGGGAGACAUCGCGACGGUUUGUGACUCUGAGGCGGGCGGCAGCGACCUUCGCUUGUGGACGGUGAACGGCGACCUGAUCGGACACGUCCAUUGCAGGGAGACCAUCUGCUCCGUGGCGUUCUCCAACCAGCCAGAGGGCGUCUCUGUCAACGUCAUCGCUGGAGGUCUGGAGAACGGUGUCGUCAGGCUGUGGAGCACCUGGGAUCUGAAACCGAUCAGGGAGAUCACGUUCCCCAAGUCCAACAAACCCAUCAUCAGCCUGACGUACUCGUGCGACGGACACCACCUCUACACGGCCAACAGCGACGGCACCGUGAUGGCGUGGUGCCGACGGGACCAGCAGCGCAUGAAGCUGCCCAUGUUCUACUCCUUCCUGAGCAGCUACGCUGCCGGCUGACCUCCCCCCUCCCCUCUGCUCCUGCCUGCACUGACGGGGAGGACUCGACCUCCCUGAACGCACCGGACCGUAAACGAUGCCUUCUCCCGCUCCCAGCGUUAAGAGAAUAAAUCAAAAGUGUUACAUGUAAAUAGAAAUAUAUUUAUAAACAAUGUGAAGUCGAAUGUCGGAGGAAUGGAGGCCGAGGCUGCAACAGACACUUUCUACAAAACUUUGUUUCAUGUUCGUCUUGAGUUUUUUUCUCUCUCGUCUUUUUUAUUUUUGUUGCUCGAAGCUGCUAUCCUCUGGCCAAAGUCCAGAACGUG
This is a messenger RNA of Nematolebias whitei (Rio pearlfish), 11909 nucleotides long. It is a transcript of the gene lyst, whose product is annotated as lysosomal trafficking regulator. Gene Ontology annotation, biological process: intracellular protein localization. The transcript is spliced from 52 exons. The coding region runs from base 85 to 11604 and encodes 3839 amino acids. Lineage: Eukaryota; Metazoa; Chordata; Actinopteri; Cyprinodontiformes; Rivulidae. Gene Ontology annotation, cellular component: membrane; cytosol. Gene Ontology annotation, molecular function: protein kinase binding. The record is from RefSeq and is a predicted model, not a curated record.